AACGCACCCACAAGAUGAUUGAGCUGCUGACUGGAGAGGUUCCUAUAAGGUGUCAGGAUGUCACUGUCUAUUUCUCCAUGGAGGAGUGGGAGUAUGUAGAAGGACACAAGGAUCUGUACAAGGAGAUCAGAAUGAAGAAUCAAAAGCCCCUCACAUCACCAGAUGUCUGUUUCGGGAGCUCAGAUCAAAGUAUCGCACAAGACACAUUUAAAGAGCACGCCAAUGUUAAGCAGAAUAAAGAUCAUAAAAUAAUCAAAUGUCAAAGCAAUUACAAAAGGAAUAAGUCAUAUUCAUGUUCAGAAUGUGACAGAUGUUACAGCCGUAAAUCAAGUCUUGAAUUGCAUCAGAGAAAUCACACAGGGGAGAAGCCAUUUUCAUGCUCAGAAUGUGAUAAAAGUUACACUGUUAAAUCGCAACUUAUUAUACAUCAGAGGACUCACACAGACGAGAGGCCAUUUUCAUGUUCAGAAUGUGGCAAAUGCUUUACUCAGAAAUCGGAACUUAUUGACCACCUGAAGAGAAUUCACACAGGAAAUAAGCCAUUUUGUUGUUCAGAAUGUGGAAGAUCUUUUACCCGGAAAUCAGAACUUCGGAAACAUCAGAGAAUUCACACAGGGGAGAAGCCAUAUUCAUGUUCAGAAUGUGAGAAAUGUUAUGGGACUCGCUUAAGUCUUGUUAUCCAUCAGAGAACUCACACAGGGGAGAAGCCAUUUUCAUGUGCAGAAUGUGGGAAAUGUUUUAGUCGGAAAACACAUCUAGUUAGACAUCAGAUAACUCACACAGACGAGAGGCCAUUUUCAUGUUCAGAAUGUGGGAAAAGUUUUAGCCGUAAAUCAACUCUUGUUACACAUCAGACCAUUCACGUAGAGAAGCCAUUUUUAUGUACUGUAUGUGGAAAGAGUUUUGGCCAAAAGUCAGAGCUUAGUGUACAUCAAAAAAUUCACACAGGAGAAACAUUUUCAUGUCCAGAAUGUGGAAAGGUUUUUAGUAAAUAUUCAACUCUUAAGGCACAUGAAAGACUGCACACAGGAGAAGCAUUUUCAUGUUCAGAAUGUGGGAAAUGUUUUAAGCAAAAAGGUGAACUUGUUAGCCAUCAGAGAAUUCACACAGGGGAAAAACCAUUUUCGUGUUCAGAAUGUGGCAAAUGCUAUAAACAAAAAUCGCACGUUGUUGAACAUCAAAAAAUUCACACAGGAGAGAAGCCAUUUUCUUGUUCAGGAUGUGGGAAAUGUUUUGUCCUGAAAUCAAAACUUAAUAGACAUCAGAAAAUUCAUCUACAAAUCAUUUCUUCUUAAUCAUCAAAAAACUCGUAGAGGGAAGUAGCUACUUUCUAUUUUUAAUGUGUUUUCUUGACUCAUCAUACG
Molecule: messenger RNA, 1364 nt
Organism: Bufo bufo (common toad)
Lineage: Eukaryota; Metazoa; Chordata; Amphibia; Anura; Bufonidae
Product: gastrula zinc finger protein XlCGF26.1-like
Exons: 3
Coding region: 15-1295 (426 amino acids)
Biological process (GO): regulation of transcription by RNA polymerase II
Cellular component (GO): nucleus
Molecular function (GO): RNA polymerase II cis-regulatory region sequence-specific DNA binding; DNA-binding transcription activator activity, RNA polymerase II-specific
Source: RefSeq, a predicted model, not a curated record